AUGCUUAGAUUUAAUACUACUAGACCAUUAUUCUCAAUUGGUAGAAGAUUUUAUGCUGCUAAAGGAGAUUCAAUUCCUUCAACCACUUUAUACGACGGGUCACCAGGUAAUGAUAUAAAUUUAGCUGAAGAAACUGCUCACGGUAAAUCAAUUUUAAUUGGUAUUCCUGGUGCUUUCUCUCCUGCUUGUUCUGCUAGUCAUGUUCCAGGUUAUCUUAAAAAUUUAAGAGCUUUUAAUGAUAAAGGUUUUUCAAAAUUUUUUAUUAUUUCAGUUAAUGAUCCAUUUGUAAUGAAAUCAUUUGGUAAUUAUUUAACACAAGAAUUAUUUACUAAUCAAGUUAAAUUUUUAGCUGAUUCAAGAGGUGAAUUUUCAAAAGAAUUGGGCGUUGUAUUUGAUGCUACAAAAGUAUUUGGUAAUGAAAGAUCAAAAAGAUAUGCUUUGGUUGUUGAAGAUGGUAAAAUAGUAGAUAGCUUUAUUGAACCAGAUAAUACUUCAGUUGAUGUAUCUGAUGCAACAAAAGUAUUAAAAUCAUUAUAA
Messenger RNA from Insectozyma verbasci, 537 nucleotides. Lineage: Eukaryota; Fungi; Ascomycota; Pichiomycetes; Serinales; Debaryomycetaceae. The record is from the annotation of a GenBank genome assembly.